AUGUCACAUUCCUCCACUGGCAAUCGCAUGUCACAUUCCUCCAAUGGCAAUCGCAUAUCUCAUUCCUCCACUGGUAAUCCCAUGUCACAUUCCGCCAAUGGCAAUCGCAUAUCCCAUUCCUCCACUGGUAAUCCCAUGUCACAUUCCUCCACUGGCAAUCGCAUAUCCCAUUCCUCCACUGGCAAACCCCAUAUCACAUUCCUCCACUGGCAAUCCCAUAUCAAUUUCCCUCGGUGCAAUCGCAUAUCCCAUUCCUCCACAGGCAAUCCCAUAUCAUAUUCCUCCACUGGCAAUCGCAUGUCACAUUCCUCCAAUGGCAAUCCCAUGUCACAUUCCUCCACAGGCAAUCCCAUAUCAUAUUCCUCCACUGGCAAUCGCAUGUCACAUUCCUCCAAUGGCAAUCGCAUGUCACAUUCCUCCACUGGCAACCGCAUAUCCCAUUCCUCCACUGGCAAUCCCAUAUCAUAUUCCUCCACUGGCAAUCCCAUGUCACAUUCCGCCAAUGGCAAUCGCAUAUCCCAUUCCUCCACAGGCAAUCCCAUAUCAUAUUCCUCCACUGGAAAUCCCAUGUCACGUUCCUCCAUUGGCAAUCCCAUAUCAAUUUCCUCCACUGGCAAUCCUAUGUCAAAUUCCUUCACUGGCAAUCUCAUAUCACAUUCCCCCGUUGCAAUUGCAUAUCACAUUCCUCCACUGGCAAUCGCAUAUCACAUUCCUCCACUGGCAAUCGCAUAUCACAUUCCUCCACUGGCAAUCGCAGAUCCCAUUCUUCCACUGUCAAUCCUAUAUCACAAUUCUCCUGUUGUGAUCCCAUAUCACAUUCCCCCUCUCGUGAUCCCGGAUCAUAUUCAUCCCCUGGUAAUCUCAGUCUGUUCAUAUCUAUCUAUCUAUCUAUCUAUCUAUCUAUCUAUCUAUCUAUCUAUCUAUCUCCAUCUGUUCAUAUCUAUCUAUCAUCAAUUGCUCAUAUCGAUUUCUCUACCCAUCUCAGUCUCUUCAUAUAUAUCUAUCUCAGUAAUUCCAUAUUUAUCUCUAUUCAUAUCUAUAUAUCUAUCGAUUUAUUCCAGUCUGUUCAUAUCUAUCUAUCUACCUCAGUAUGUUCAUAUCUAUCUAUUUAUCUAUCUAUCUAUCUAUCUAUCUAUCUAUCUAUCUGGGUCUGUUCAUAUCUAUCUCUCAUAUGUUCAUAUAUAUUUCUAUCUGUGUAUAUCUAUUUAUUUAUUUACAUUAAUCCAUGUGUAA
Messenger RNA from Acanthosepion pharaonis, 1233 nucleotides. The record is from the annotation of a GenBank genome assembly. NCBI's taxonomy places the organism in Eukaryota, Metazoa, Mollusca, Cephalopoda, Sepiida, Sepiidae.